Molecule: messenger RNA, 492 nt
Organism: Asparagus officinalis (garden asparagus)
Lineage: Eukaryota; Viridiplantae; Streptophyta; Magnoliopsida; Asparagales; Asparagaceae
Exons: 1
Coding region: 1-492 (163 amino acids)
Source: RefSeq, a predicted model, not a curated record
AUGGAGGAGUGCAAGCCAAAUGCAACCCCAAUGAAACAAAAGGAGAAGUUCUACAAAGAAGAUGGAGCUGCAAAGGUUGAUGAAAGUCUUUACAGAACCUUAAUAGGCUGCUUGAUGUACUUGACUGCAACCAGACCAGAUAUUAUGAAUGAUGUAAGUCUACUCUCAAGGUACAUGCAUUGUGCUAGUGAAAUUCAUUUUCAAUCAGCAAAAAGAAUUGUUAGAUACAUCAAGGGUACGAUUGACUAUGGUUUGAGGUUCUAUCAAGUUAAAAAUUUCACACUCCAUGGUUAUUCCGACAGUAAUUGGGCUGGUUGUGUUGAUGACAUGAGAAGUACUUCAAGUUAUUAUUUUAGCUUUGGCUCUGCUAUUUUCUCAUGGUGUUCUAAGAAGCAAGAAAUCAUAGCUCAAUCUACAGCAGAAGCAAAAGCAAAAAAAAAUUUAAACAUGUAUAUGGGCUUCAAAACAAAUUCUGCAACUGUUAAGGGUUGA